GUCGCUACUGCAGCAACAACGAAGGCAAUCUCUGCAUCACAAAUGUUUGAUGGUCCAUUCACAGGCUGUGAGUAGUAUCCGAUAUCUCAGUCGCAAGCAGCAGCACUUGCUACGCGUGUUUUUGUUGGAUUCCUGGUUCAGCCUUCCUUUCUCUUGCCACGUUAGACUUUGCAUUUGAAUCAGUCAUGGCUUCGCCAGUUAGUCGAUUGCCCGGUCCACAUCACGAAGUUGUGGUCCUCCGUACGUUCGCCUCAUUCCUGUUUCGCGAUCCAGCAGCUCACUCCGUUAUUCCCGUCGUCAUGCUCAAGUGGUCGCGACUGCUGACGUUGCUGUCGCUGUGGCUCGCGUCCGUGGCGUCGGUCACUGCUGCUGCUGUCAACGGCGAGGACCCUGCAGUCCGUGACACUCCAUCCUACGACUGCUCGGGGCCAUCCAGUACGGGCGACAGCUUCAUCGACUACGAUCACCUGGUACACUGCACGCCACUGCUACAGAGCUCGCCUGUUCUAGCCAAGGCCGCACUCGUGCUGUGUCUCGUGCUGCUGUUGUAUCUACUGAGCUCCACGGCCGACGAGUUCUUCUGCCCGGUAUUGCAGGCUAUCGUCGAGAAGUACCGUAUCCCUCCUCACGUGGCCGGUGUGACCUUCUUGAGCUUCGGUAACGGGUCACCCGACGUUUUCUCCAACAUUGCAGCAUUCGCAACGCCUACGCCGUCGAUCGGCGUGACGUCCAUCCUUGGUGGUGGAUUACUAGUGACGACCGUCAUCACGGCGUGUGUGGGACUCGUAUCGGAAGGUCAGGACCAGUUGAUCCCACGCACCUUCCUACGUGACGUGAUGUUCUACUUGAUCGCUGUUCUGUAUCUAGGACUAGUGUUCUUCGACGGCAAAGUGGAGCUAUUGGAGGCUGUCGGCUUCCUGUGCAUCUACUUUGUGUACGUAUUGGUGGUCUUCUCGGACAAGUAUUUAGCCCGUUGGUGUUUCCCAUCAAGAGUACCAGAAGAGUCCAUCUACGCUGUGCUGGACGACGACGAUGAUCUGCAGUACUGGUCGUCGUCAUCGAUGAGUGAAAAGAGUCCUGCGGAGAGUCCGUUGAUGCUACUACAGCCCACAGAGCAGAAACGUCGGCCGUACUUGAAGAGCCAAACGCUUCAAGUCUACGACACGUUCAAUCACACGCCAAUUUUCUCGGAUUCAGAGCAAUCGGAGCCGUCUCCGCGGUUUCUCGAUCGACUGUUGUAUCGCAAGAGUUCGUUGCCGACACCACGAUCAGAGCCUCACAUCUGUGACGAGUUGGGGCCGAUUGAAGGCCAAUCGUUACUAGAAGUCACUGAUGUUCAUCUCAAGCGACCGUCGUCCAUGUGUGUGGGGUCAAUGCAAGAUUCACUACGUCGAAUGAGACGACAAAGACGUCAACGUAAAUCAACUUGGGAAUCAUUGGAACGGAGUGCACAAUUUGGGGCUUCAGCGAGACGCUGGACGCGCGGGUAUCACGCUCAUGCACUCAGUGAUAUCGAAGAGUUCUCACCUUCUGCCGAGGCGGGGGAUGUUGAAACAGAAGUGGAAGAAGCAUCAGAGGACGAGACACAACGAAAGGAGCAGGAAGCCAAAGAAGAAGAAGAACUUGCUCUGGAGGCGAGUAUGGCUGUGUCUUCCUUCGAUCGAGUAAAGGUCCAAGCGAAGCGGUGGAGAAGACUUAUUAUCCGAGCGGGAGGAGGUAUCUAUUGGGCCUUUAUGCGGUUCAUUUGGACUCCUAUCGAAGUCUUCACUGUGUUUCUUCGACGACUAACGAUCCCGCUGGUGGACGAGGAUACGUGGGAUAAGAACCUGGUUGUAGUGUGCCCACCUUUCGCGAUGCUGUUGUUCGGCAUAUCGGUGUUUUCUUUCAGCUUUGAAGAUCCCGUUUUCCUAAUGACGGUCAUCGUUGUGGGUGGAAUAUUCAGCGCUACCAUCGAGUACUCCACUUCUCCACUUACACCGCCAGAAGGCUGGCAAUUGGCGCUUUUGAUUUGCUUGGCUUUUGUCAUGUCGGUCAUUUGGAUCAUGAACAUUGCCAAUGAAGUGCUUGCUGUUUUGGAGACACUGGGUCAGCUCUUCGGGAUUUCCAGCUCCGUUCUAGGAGUAUCGGUUCUGGCGUGGGGAAACUCUAUUGGAGACCUCGUAUCCAACAUGGCGAUCGCACGCGAUGGAUUCCCUACUAUGGCGUUCGCGGGCUGCUUUGCGGGGCCAAUGUUCAACUUGCUGGUCGGCGUUGGGUUGUCACUUACGAUCGCCAUCAUUUCACGGGGCCCUCUCUCCAUGGGCGAGCCGUCGCCGUUGGUUUACAUGAGCUUCGGAUACCUCUUGCUGAGUUUGCUGCUGAACAUUGGGAUCGCAUCGUACGACGGCUUUCGAUACCGCCCGCGGCUUUGCUACACUCUACUGGCGUUGUACACAUCGUUUGCUGUUAUUUCCAUAGCCGUCGUGCUGCAUUAUCCACAGGAAUAAUGUAAGUCUUUUGUUCGCCAAGCUCAAACUUGAAUGCACUAUUGAUCAUCACAAUGCUACUCUGAUGCACGGUCACACAAACGACAUGUAGUUGUCAAACAAAUAAAGCGUGUCCAUAACUCACUUACAUGGUGAUUUGUAAGUGUCUUUCUCUACUGGC
Phytophthora nicotianae INRA-310 is the source of this 2646-nucleotide messenger RNA. RefSeq lists its product as hypothetical. Bases 186 to 2486 code for a protein of 766 amino acids. The transcript has 2 exons. Gene Ontology annotation, biological process: monoatomic cation transport; transmembrane transport. NCBI's taxonomy places the organism in Eukaryota, Oomycota, Peronosporomycetes, Peronosporales, Peronosporaceae. The record is from RefSeq and is a predicted model, not a curated record. Gene Ontology annotation, molecular function: monoatomic cation transmembrane transporter activity. Gene Ontology annotation, cellular component: membrane.